Hemibagrus wyckioides is the source of this 2549-nucleotide messenger RNA. Its product is annotated as zinc finger protein with KRAB and SCAN domains 3-like. Gene Ontology annotation, cellular component: nucleus. The coding region runs from base 63 to 989 and encodes 308 amino acids. The record is from RefSeq and is a predicted model, not a curated record. NCBI's taxonomy places the organism in Eukaryota, Metazoa, Chordata, Actinopteri, Siluriformes, Bagridae. The transcript has 2 exons.
CUCAGAAUAAGAAGAAGAAAGCAAAGUACUAACACUUUUAUACGAGUCUACACUGGGGGAAAAUGGCUCAUUUGGAGACGCUGAAUUCGUUUCUCUGUGACCGUUUAAUGGCUGCUGCGGCAGAAAUAUUUCAAGUAGUUAAGGACACUGUUUCUCAGUAUCAGGACGAAAUAGACCGCUCCAAACAGGAGAACAUUUAUCUGAGGAAAAUGCUAGCGGAAGUUAGCAUCAACAAUGGACCAGUUCUGACAGGUGCACAGACCAGCCGGGCGGUUGGAUUUCCUCCAGAACAGCCGAACAGUAAUCAGGAGGUGGUGGACUCGGAAACGUCACUCAUCCAAGUGAAGCUGGAGCUUAGCACCAUGCAGCAGGAUCUCAGCACCGAAGAGCAGGAUCCUGAAGAGCAAGAUGCACCGCCACUCCAUUUCCCUUCAGACUCGGCCGAGGACGUCACGAUCAAGCUCGAGCAAAAUGACGUCCAGCUGGUUUGCAACGACGAGUUAACUUCCUGUCCAGCGAAUGCUGAAAGCCAGUUCGACCCAACAACCCAGUCCUUCUCUCAGCACGACUUCUCGAAUCUCCCAUUUCACUUGCAGAGCCCGGCUGCAGAAAGACUGUUUCGCUCCAAGGUACGACGCAGACCUCUCAGGACCGAUGGGAAUUCCAAAGGGCGUAAGCUUACCAAGAGCUGCAAAGAGAAAAAACUCCGCUGCGAUCUGUGUGGGAAGUGGUACAGCACCGCUCACUCGCUCAAAAUCCACCUGAGGACGCAUACAGGCGAGAGGCCAUUCCCCUGCAAGUUCUGCGUGAAGACUUUUCACCAGAAAGCGCACUUGAAGGAACACGAGAGGACACACACUGGAGAAAAACCCUUCAGCUGUUCGGUGUGUGGGAAACGUUUCAGCCGGGCUCAGCAGGUCAGAGUGCACAUACACUAUCAUCAUCAACACCAAGCUGCCACCAUUAUUAAAAACCAACAGUGUACGUGAGACUGCAUAAACGAUUCGAACAGAAACAAGUUCGCCUUCUUUUCUCUUGCUUGUCAAAAUAUUUAUAGGUUGCCUUGACAUGCUGUGUGUGUGUGUGUGCGCGCCGAGAUAAACAUUUUAUUCCUACUCUAAAGAUGUGCAUUCUAUUACGUAUUUACUGCUGAAAUGAUUCACAGAGAGAUUAGACAACUUUUUUUUAUUUUAAAGCUGAUCCAGUUGAGUGCAAAAGUUUGCACACCCUCAGAAAAAAAUAACCUUAUAGUGACAAAACAUUUAAGGAAAAAAAAAACACCCUGAAUGAAUGAAUAUUUUUAUUAUUUUUAAAUAACGUGGUGUUCAAGAUUUUACACUUAGUUACUCGGUUAAUGUUUCCUUCCAAAUUCUUUCAUCAAUGGUUAAAAACUAAACAGAGCAAUGCAGCAGCCUGUUAGUCCUUUAUUUUAUUCAGGUCACUUACAUCAUCAUCUGGACUUUAAUGCUGUGUCCGCCAGAUGGCACGUCAGAGCCUAACAUCUCUGUCCAUCUGGUUUCCAAGUUGUACUGGACAUUUUGUGCACAGCGAUGUUUAAUGCAGACCAGAGAGAUCUAUUUCUCUUUAAACCUUGCUGCUAUCAGCGUGAUCUGCGUCUCAAAUAAAAAUCCCUCACCGUACCUUUAAAAGUAUUAACUGAUCUUUGUAUGCUAAAUAGACCUUUCAGUGGGUUUAAGAGGCUUUAAAAGUAAAAAAGCUCACUGUAAUAGAAGAACUGUUAAAGUUAGUAGUAUGUAACGGUUUAAUGCGAUUUGAGACUCGAUGUUAAGUUUAUUUAUUCAGGUGUAUAGACAGUGUCACAUGGUGCUGUACUGCCUCUGAUAUUUCUGUUGGACCUGCGUCACAUUAAUAUUCAGGUCCUGCACAAGCAAGGAGCCCAACAACCAGAGGAGACUCAUUCUUGUGUACAUGUAUAUGGUAUAAUAACUCUGUAUAAUGCAGCAUUUAGAUCGUGUCUUUGCUGAAAAUCACUCAUAGCUUUGCUGCAUUCUGUACCUUUAAGUCCAGUGUUUUAAGUCUUCACUGAAAAGUGCAUGAGAAAAGAAGACCUUGCUCUUUUGAGUUUAGGAGCUAACACCAAAACCUCCACAGUUAUCAGUUAUUAUGUUGGGGAUCGCUGAAUAUAUAUUUUUUUUCCCCUCUGUUACUCAGUAUUGUAACUGAGUCAUUCAGCCUCACAGGAAUAACAAACAUCGAGCAGCAUCCAAAAAUCUAUCACCAGAAUGAAUAAAUACAUUGGAAUUGUGCUUUAAGUGUGUUAAGAUGUUAUGAAAACGGUUCUUAUAUAGUCUUGUUGGAGGAUAUACCAACAGGUCAUGCAAACUUUUGCUCUCAACUCUCUUCUUAGAUAUGAUGCACUGCUGAAGAAAUUGUUUAUAUGGAAGCUACAUAACCGUAUCCGUAAUACAUGUUUGCUUGCUUUUUUUUUUUUUUUUGGUUUGCACCAUACUUUUGUAAAUCACAUUCGUUCUGGUUGAUCAUUUUGUGAAAUACAAAAUAAAAAGAAUAUUCAAGGUCUGCAGUGCAUU